Messenger RNA from Dama dama (fallow deer), 939 nucleotides. RefSeq names its product olfactory receptor 6C68-like. NCBI's taxonomy places the organism in Eukaryota, Metazoa, Chordata, Mammalia, Artiodactyla, Cervidae. Gene Ontology annotation, biological process: G protein-coupled receptor signaling pathway. The coding region runs from base 1 to 939 and encodes 312 amino acids. Gene Ontology annotation, molecular function: olfactory receptor activity; G protein-coupled receptor activity. Gene Ontology annotation, cellular component: membrane. The transcript has a single exon. The record is from RefSeq and is a predicted model, not a curated record.
AUGAGAAACCACACCACAGUAACAGUAUUCAUUCUUCUAGGACUGACAGAAGAUCCUCAGUUGCAAGUUUUGCUUUUUAUAUUUCUAUUUCUCACCUACAUUUUGAGUAUAACCGGAAAUCUGACCAUCAUUACCCUAACACUGGUAGAUCCUCACCUUAAAACACCCAUGUAUUUUUUCCUCCAAAAUUUCUCUUUCUUAGAAAUCUCAUUUACAACCUCCUGUAUUCCAAGAUUCCUAUACAAUAUAUCAACUGGGGACAGAACCAUUACCUAUAAUGCAUGUGUGACUCAAUUAUUUUUUACAUAUCUUUUUGGGGUAACUGAAUUUUUUCUCUUGGCAACCAUGUCGUAUGAUCGCUAUGUGGCCAUCUGCAAACCCUUGCAUUAUAUGACGAUCAUGAGCAACAAACUGUGCAAAACAAUGGUCAUCUGCUGCUGGAUGGUGGCACUUAUGACUAUCCUCCCGCCACUCAGCUUAGGUUUUCAUCUGGAAUUCUGUGAUUCUAAUGUCAUUGAUCAUUUUGCCUGUGAUGCAUCACCUCUCCUGAAGAUCUCAUGCUCAGACACAUGGUUAAUUGAGCAGAUGGUAAUAGUCUGUUCUGUACUGGUCCUCAUCAUCACUCUCAUAUGUGUAGUUUUCUCCUAUAUAUACAUCAUAAGGACAAUUCUAAAAUUUCCUUCUCUUCAACAGAGAAAAAAAGCUUUUUCUACCUGUUCUUCCCACAUGAUUGUACUUUCCAUCUCUUAUGGCAGCUGCAUUUUCAUCUAUGUCAAACCAUCUGCAAAAGAAGAGGGAAAUAUUAACAAAGGUGUGUCACUGCUUAUUUCUUCCAUAUCACCAAUGCUGAAUCCUUUUAUAUAUACUUUGAGGAAUAAGCAAGUUAAACAAGCCUUUAAUGACUCACUGAAAAAAACUGCAUUUCUCUUAAGAAAGUAA